UACCGGAGUCACUCAGCUCGAACGAAAGUCACUUCACUUGCAGACUACACGUCCAUAGGGGAGAAACACGGCUGUAUUUCCUUGGAUAGACAGCAACCAGUUUCUCUCGGGAGGGGAAGUUUGUGGUUGUUUUAGAUCUUUUUUUUUGGAGUUGUUUAAAACAAAACCCCAUGAUUGUGGAAAAAGUGUGAAUUUUACAGAAAAAGCACCUGUCUUCCUUGGUACCGUAAAAGGUACCCUGGAUUCCUUUCCUCCGAAAUCCAGGAAAAUGGUACUUCCGAAACCAUCCCCUCCUCAAAAGUGUAUAUGGACUAUUUUAAUUAUUCUGAUUCUUUGGAAUGGAAUAGUUUUAGCAGAUACGGAAAAAGAAGACUUUGAGUUUGAGGAUAGUGAAAUUAGUGUAAAGAAACGUGCGGCAUUAACGGACGAUGAGGAUUUAUUAAAUGAUGAAGCGGGAUCUACACCUGAGCCUGAAGUGGAAGGAAGUACACCUGAUGAUAAUAAAGAGACUUCAAUAGACCUACCAGAUGGGACAGUCGCAGAAUACUACCGGGUGUCUAUAAACUUUACCGACCUGACCUAUGAAACUGCGCUGGAAUUCAGUAGCAAUGAGGCCUUCACCACACUUGCUGACCCCAUCUCUCAAGCCAUUGAGAACCUGUUCAGGAACGUGGACGGAGAUCAGUAUGCUGUUAUCAUCAAAUUUAGUCCUGGAUCUUUGGUUGUCACCUUCGACCUUGUGACGGAAAAGAACUAUGAUCGUAUGCGGUUGUACAAUACAUUAUUAAGUGCGGUUAACAGUGGAAGUAUAGCUCCUUAUCGGGUCAGUCCCGUCGGAUUCAAGUUCAGACCAUUGCAAGAUGGCCGUGCCUGUCCUGACUACACAGGUCGAGAUGCCAAUCCACUACCUCGAUCAGGAGACAACCGUGCCAACCUCCUCAUCAACAACGAGUUUUUCUGCCGUGGGUAUGUCGUGGGGUGGAACUAUUACAGAAUCGUACCAAGGUACGUUGGGUAUGCUGGCGUGUGGCGACAGAUUUCCCCGGAGGAGUUCAUUCUGGUGGGCCAGACUGAGCUUCCUAUUGCUGCUGUAGGCAACCACACCGUAGUAGCAAAUCCCCCGAUCGCGGUAGAAAAAGGGGAUUUCAUUGGAAUAUUUUACCCACGGGAUGCUGAGGAGGGCGUUGUAGCAAGUGCAAGAGCCGGUGAUGUUACAUCGGAGGAGCUUUAUCAGAAUUACUACGCCACCUUCUACCAGGAGGACGUAGAAACAGGAUCUAUUUUUAGCCUAGAGAGAGUGCUGUAUGAGGAUAUUGGGGCAACCUUUUCUAUUAGAGCUCUUAUGGACUACACUGGUGUUUUACAGGGAGAUGUAGAUUCAGUGUUAACAUGUAAGCCUGACCAGUAUACCUGUGAUGACGGAGAGUGUGUUGACGGCCGGUACAGGUGUGAUGGUCAGAAUGACUGCUAUGACCAGUCAGAUGAGAAGGAUUGUGCACCGGUGACCUGUAACGAGGGGGAGGUGAAGUGUCGCUCCACUCCUCAGUGUAUCCCCCAAGCCUUCCUCUGUAACAACCAGGAGGACUGCACUGACGGAAGUGACGAGGAAGGCUGUCCUGUAGUGCCAUGUACUGAUCAGCAGUUCCAGUGUAGUAGUGGACAGUGUAUCGACAAGAAUCUGAGGUGCGACUCGGUGUCGGACUGUACCGACGGAACUGAUGAAUUAGCCUGUCCAACCAGUCCAACAGAGUCGGUACCCUGCAAGCCGACAGAGUUUCGAUGUGAGAUGGGGCAAUGUAUAGAUGAAGGACUCCGAUGUGAUGGAACUUAUGAUUGUCCCGAUACAACAGACGAGUUGGACUGUCCCUCCUGCCAGGCUAACCAGUUCAAGUGUAAAAAUGGCGAGUGUGUCCCCAAGGAGUACGAAUGUGAUGGCUACCAGGACUGUAAUGACAACUCCGAUGAGACAAAUUGUACCCCUGAGGUAUUCUGUCCGGAGGGUCAACACAAGUGUGAUGACAACAGCUGUGUUAAACCGGACGCUUUAUGCGAUGGCGUUGUAGAUUGUGCUGACAGAUCAGAUGAAACACCUGAAAAAUGCGGAACUCCACGGUGUCCUGACGCUGAUGAGUUUGAGUGUACCAGUGGCGAAUGUGUGUCUACUGCUACUCUAUGUAACAAUGUCCGUAACUGUAUUGACGGUUCUGAUGAAAGCUUCACUAUCUGUGGUCCUUUGGUCACCAUUACUUCUCUAAGUCCAACAGUGACAGUGGAAGAAGGGGGAGUGGCUGAACUGGAGUGUGUUGCCGAGGGUAACGUGGGUGUGGAGCUGACAUGGACGAGACCAUUAGGGGAAAUGCCAAAUCAAUCGCAAAACCAGAAUGGUCGGUUGAUAAUUCCAUUUGUGGAGCUGUCUAAUGCCGGAAGCUACCUCUGUAGUGCGGCCAACGUCACCGGAAUUACACCUGCCUCCACUACCCUAAACGUCACUCCUCGUGAUCAGUUCCCAGACUUCACUGUGACCCUCACCAUCCGACAGAGCCAGCUUAUUCUUAAUGAAGGGGAGACAGCUGUGUUUGACUGUUCAUCCUCUGAUGCAAGGUUCCCUAUUGUUUGGACAAGGGGUAGUCAGGAUAUGCCCUUAAAGUCCAUUGUCCAGGAUGGUAGACUAACCAUUCCUUCGGUGACCGUAGAAGAUGCAGACUCGUACAUUUGUGGGAUUGGGUCAGUCAUGGACAUUGGUAUCGCAGAGGCAACAGCAGAACUUCUAGUCACUCCAGCCUGUCCACCAGACAAUUUCCGUUGCGCAAUCGGAACUUGCAUCUCCAGUAUUUAUAGGUGUGACGGAUUUAGCGACUGUAGCGAUAACUCUGAUGAAGUAGAUUGCCAAGAAGGAGGUUGCCCUGCAGGACAGUAUCAGUGUGAAGAUGGAACCUGUAUGAAUGCCAGGCAAUGUGACCGCGUUAGGGAGUGUCCUGACAGCUCGGACGAGUUCCCAGGAAAAUGUGGUGGUUGUGGAGCUGGAGAGUUCAUGUGUGCUGAUGGUCACCGCUGUAUUCAGUCCAGUCAGGUGUGUGACCGUCGACAAGACUGUUUUGACCAGUCAGAUGAACACUCCAACUGUUCAUGUCUUGCCGGAGAAUUUAGGUGUGCUGAUGGAUCCUGUAUCCCUGAAGACCUGAAGUGUGACUCUGAGAGAGACUGCCCAGACGGAUCAGAUGAGAGCAACUGUCCCCUGUGCCCUCCAGAAGAGUUUACCUGUGCUAACGAGAUCCAGUGCCUUGACAGAAGGCUCGUGUGUGACGGCUAUGCUGACUGUGAUGAUCGAUCUGACGAAGCCAGUUGUCCAUGCCGUCAAGAUCAGUUCCAGUGUCAGGACGGCUACUGUGUGGAGGGAUCUUUCCGAUGUGAUGGUGUUCCACAAUGUGAGGACCAAUCGGACGAGGCAGGCUGUGCCUGUGCUGCUGGCGAGUUUACCUGUACAAAUGGAGACUGUAUCCCGGGUAAUCGUGAAUGUGACGAUCGACCAGACUGUGAGGAUGGCAGUGAUGAGAUCAAUUGUCCCUGCAAAGACGAUCAGUUUACUUGUACCAACGGCGACUGCAUCCCCAGAGACAGGAAGUGUGAUAGACGCCCAGAUUGUGAAGAUGGAAGUGACGAAUUAGAUUGCACUUGCCGUACUGGAGAGUUCCGCUGUCAAAAUGGAGACUGUAUCCCAGAAUCCUUUAGGUGUAAUGGCCGUCCGGAAUGUGAAGACAGCAGUGAUGAAUUUAAUUGUCCUGUCCGAUGUAGAGCUGAUGAGUACACCUGUGGGGACCGUACCUGUAUUCCGUUGGAUCGGAAAUGUGAUCGAAGACGAGACUGCGAGGAUGGAUCUGACGAAGAAAACUGUCCGGCCAACUGUCCAGCAAACACGUUUACCUGUGCUGACGGUUCCUGCAUUCCUGUUGAAAGAUAUUGUGAUCGCAGACGAGACUGUGAGGAUGGAAGUGAUGAAGUUAACUGUCCUGUUGGAUGCAGGGCUGAUGAGUUUACCUGUCCAGACCGUAGCUGUAUCUCACUGACUCGGAAAUGUGAUCAAGUACAGGAUUGCAGUGAUGGAAGUGAUGAAGCAAACUGCCAAUGUCGGUCAGGAGAGUUUAGGUGUCGUGACGGUCAAUGCAUUGACCAGCGACGCCGAUGUAACCGUCAGUAUGACUGUCAGGACGGAACCGACGAGUUUGAAUGUCCUGUACCUAUUACUGUUACUGUUACUCCGGCCAAUCUGAUGGUGAGGGAGGGGGCCCAGGCCGAAUUCUUCUGUCAGGCUACAGGACGACCAAGCCCAGAGGUCCGAUGGAGGCGUAGCGGAAAUCAGCCACUUCCACCGUCAGCAUCAGAUGAACAAGGACGUCUCUUGAUUCCUGAGCUACAGCUGGACUAUGCUGGGGACUAUAUUUGUUCCACCGUCGGAGUUCAGGGAACAUUUGAGGCCACAGCUAGACUGGACAUUAGGAGAAUUGGCCCUGAGCCGACCCGAGCUCCGUCAGGACCUUGUGGGGCUGGAGAAUCUGUGUGUCAGAACGGACAGUGUAUCCCAUCAGACUACCGCUGUGAUGGGGACUCCGAUUGUGAAGACGGCUCUGAUGAAUUAUACUGUAGUACUGACAACCCAUGUGAGCCAAACGAGUUCCGCUGUACCAGUGGUAUCUGUGUGAUGAAGAUUUGGCGUUGUGAUGGUGACAAUGACUGUGGCGAUGGAUUUGAUGAACAGAAUUGCCCGACUGGACCCCCUGGAGCCCAGUGUCGUAUGGAUGAAUAUAAAUGUUCAACCGGCAACCAGUGUGUGCCUGCCAGUUACCAGUGUGAUGGAGAGAUUGAUUGUCAGGAUAGGUCGGAUGAAAUCGCCUGCUCUGUUCCAACUAUCAUCUUGCCUCCUGUGUCUCGUAUCGACGUGGAUAUUGGAGGUCGUUUCACCAUUGUCUGUGAAGCCAUGGGUACACCUACUCCCCUGAUUGUCUGGAGACUUAACUGGGGAAAUAUUCCGACAGGCGACCGUGUGCAUGUCCAUAGUGCGGAUGGCCGCGGCAAUCUCACCAUCACUGAUGCUCGUAUUACUGACUCGGGAGCCUACACUUGUGAGGCUAUUAAUACCAAGGGAACCAUCUUUGCUAUACCAGAUGCUAUUGUUAUUGUCCGAAGAAGUCCUCAGCCAGGCGUUUGCAGACCACCAGACUUCAAUGUAGAGGCAUCCAAUAGUGGCCAGUGUCUCCGCUGUUUCUGCUUUGGUCAGACGACAGACUGUUACAGCAGUGACCUACAUGUGUCCCAGAUUGCGCUGUACGGCACCAUGUCCCUUGUAGAGGAGACAACUAGGGGGGAAUCAAUCCCUGCCACAGUCAACAUUGAACAGGUCUCCAGGGAUACCUUCCUUAUCAGGGACUUCAUUGAGGUCCUCCCAGCUGGAAACUACUACUGGGAACUUCCCAACGAGUUCCUUGGUGACAGGCUGACGACUUACGGAGGUGAUCUGAAGUAUACCAUACAAUAUGAUAUUAUUGGAAGUCCUGGCAGCACCAACCAACCAGAUGUUAUACUGAAGGGUAACAAAGUUACACUGUACCACAGGACCUCUACUAUACUGUCACCAGGGGGAGAGCUGGUCAUCACAGUACCUCUCAUACCUUCUGCCUGGUCUAAAAGUGAUGGAGGGUCAGGCCGGAGAGGAGACAUUCCUGCUCAGGAGCCAGUGACCAGAGAAGAUCUUAUGAUGGUUCUGGAGAAUGUGGAGGCCAUCCUUGUUCGUGCCAAUUAUGACAUCCAGCAGACUUCCUCCAGGAUUGGGGGCAUCUCCAUCAGCACGGGAGUGAUAGAGGACACUGGAGUAGGACGAGCAGUCUUUGUGGAGGAGUGUGAGUGUCCUGCUGGAUACUCAGGCCUUUCCUGUCAGGACUGUGCAGCAGGUUACAGACGGGUCAGACAGGGACCAUACCUUGGCAUCUGUAGACGUUGUAACUGUAACGGCCACUCAAAUGACUGUGAUCCUGAGACUGGAGCAUGUAGGGUGUGUGCACAUUUCACAGAGGGACAACAAUGUCAGCGCUGUGUCCAGGGCUACUUUGGUGAUGCUACUCAGGGUCUUGCAGACUCUUGUAGACCUUGUCCAUGUCCACUAACUGAAGUAUCCAAUCAGUUCAGCCCGACCUGUAGACUAGACACUGAUGGUCUGCCCACCUGUACUGCCUGUCCGGAAGGUUAUGAGGGCAGGAACUGUGAAAGGUGUGCCAAUGGUUAUAUUGGUAACCCACGUCAACUUGGGGACCGCUGCCGUCGAGUUUCAAUUGAGGAGAGGUGUGACUCGCGUGGAAGUGUGCAGACCCGCCCUGACCCUCGAACUGGCACUUGUCCAUGUAAGCAAUAUGUGGAGGGUCCAAACUGCCGCGAAUGCAAGGCCAAUACAUUCUAUUUGAGCCUAGAGAAUCCAUACGGCUGUAUCUCCUGUUUCUGUAUGGGAGUCACUGACACCUGUACCUCGACCUCAUGGAAUCGUGCUCAGGUCGGAGCUUCGUUCACGAGGGACAGCUUGGGAUUCUCACUGACAGACAUCUCUCGUAAGCCAGAUCUUACCGUGACUGAUGGGUUCACUAUUGACAGAAAUGUCCGUGAGCUCAUCUACCGAUCCUUCGGAAGACUGCCCGAGACUGACUACUAUUGGUCACUUCCUCAGCGUUUCCUUGGUGAUAAGCUGGUGUCAUACGGAGGUUCUCUGAGGUUUGUUGUGAUGUACCGUCCAGGACAAGACUCUGCAGGGACCCCUGGACCCCUAGUGGAAAUAAGCGGAAACGACAUUGUGCUUGUACACCGUCCUCAGAAAAUUCCAAGCCCAAACAAACCAGAAUCCUACAGCGUUAAGUUUUAUGAGGCCAGCUGGACAAGACUGGAUGGCCAGCCAGCCACACGUGAGUUCCUUAUGAUGGCUCUAGCUGAUCUUGAUGCAAUUUUGAUCCGAGCAACCUUCACCAGGACAACAGACCAGGCCAGCAUUCGUGACAUUGUCAUGGACAUCGCCGAAGACAGGAACACGGGCCAGGACCGUGCUAAAACGGUGGAGCAGUGUGUCUGUCCACAGGGCUACAGAGGACUCUCCUGUGAGGAUUGUGAUGUUGGCUACACACGAAGUCGUGAUGGAUUUUACCUUGGGCGCUGUGUACCAUGUGACUGUAACGGACACUCUGGCGAGUGUAGCCCAGAGACAGGUGUAUGCAGGAACUGUCAACACAGUACAGAGGGAGACAACUGUGAGCGUUGCGCUGCUGGUUUCUAUGGUGAUGCGACACGUGGAAGCCCCAAUGACUGUCAGCCUUGCUCCUGUCCCCUUACAAGAGCUCCCAACCAAUUCAGUCCUACUUGUAUGCUGGACACAGAUGGUCAAGUCACCUGUACAGCCUGUCCAGCUGGCCACAUUGGUCGCAGAUGUGAGAGGUGUAAUCAAGGUUACUCAGGAAACCCUUUGAAUCCCGGUGACUACUGCAAGAUCGGACCUGUCGAGCCCCAAUGUAACUGUGACAGUCGAGGAACAGUGCCUAACACACAGUGUGACCUGAGCUCCCAGCAGUGCCAGUGCAAGUCGUACGUCCAGGGUUUGAGGUGUAGCUCGUGUAAAGAUAACUACUUCCACCUGUCGGAUGAUAACAGCCAGGGUUGUCUGUCCUGUUGGUGUAGUGGUAUCACAAGUCAGUGUUCCAGCUCAAACUACUACAGGAAUGAGCUCCGCCCACAACUUGGCUCAGACGGAACCCACACCUUUGUAUUGACCAAUCGCAGGCUGAACAACAUCAUUGAUGACGGUUUUGACAUUGAUGUGGCCAGGAGAGAAAUUGCCUUUGCCCAGUUCCAAGGAAUCCAGCGUGAACAAGAGAGUCUCUUCUUCAGCCUGCCCCCUAAAUUCCGUGGAAAUCAGAUUAAGUCAUUUGGCGGUUUCCUGAAGUUCACAUUGGACACUCAAGUCAAUCAGUUGGACUCUGGGAGGUUAUUUAGGGAUGUGGAUGUAGAAUUCAUUACAUCAGGACAGCGACAGAGGAUGUAUCACCUGUUCAACCCUCCUAUUGAACCUAAUACACCUCAGAGCAUCAAGAUUUUACUGCGAGAGCCAUCAUUCCGUAUGUUGGACGGGUCAGAGCCGAGUCGGGCAGCCUUUAUGUCCAUGUUAGCAGAUAUUGAGGCCAUUCUGAUCCGUGCCACCUUCCACACCCGAACAACUCGCACAGCCAUUCGCGAAGUCACCAUGGAUACUGCCACAGCAACCCCCACUGGUCUGGGCCCUGCACCUAUGGUGGAGAGCUGUCUCUGUCCCCAGGGUUACACAGGACUAUCGUGUGAGGAAUGUGCCCCGGGAUAUCUCCAAGUACAGGAGGGCAGUCAAUUCCGCUGUUCACAAUGUAACUGUAAUGGCCAUGCCACAUCAUGUGAUUCUACAACUGGCCAAUGUCUGGACUGUCAACACAACACCGAGGGAGAACGCUGUGAGAGAUGUGCCACCGGUUACUAUGGUGAUGCUUCCGUGGGAACCACAAGUGACUGUAGGCCAUGUCCCUGUCCUCUCACUAUACCAUCCAAUCAGUUUUCAAAAUCAUGCUAUCAGUCGCCGGGAGGUGGAGGUCAAGUUAUCUGUGACCGCUGUCCAAAUGGCUAUACUGGCCGCGAUUGUGGAGAGUGUGAUACUAGCCGUGGCUACUCUGGAUUUCCACGUGAAGUGGGAGGCUCCUGUACUACCAUUGAAACUGACAAGCGCCCUGUCAUCACUGUGAAUCCUGUGACCAUUGAAGAAAAUGUUGGUGCCACUGUAGUAUUCCAGUGUAAUGUACAAGGCACAGGGCCAUUUAAUGUCAUCUGGAGCCGGGCUAAUGGUCAGCUUCUGUCAACACGAACACAAACUGGGCCACGUUUCAGCUUGACCAUCCGUGACUUGAUAGAGUCGGACAGCGGCCGUUAUAUUUGUACUGCCACCAAUAUCCACGGUAGUCGUCGUGGAACAAUCAGCCUCACUGUCAUUGGUCGCAAGCAGCCAAUCCGUGUGAGAAUUGAAACACCACAAGUAACAGCAAAUGAGGGAGAAUCAAUCCGAUUUGUCUGCCUACCACUUGGAAACAGAGAAAGCACAUACAUCCUGUCGUGGUCCAGGCAGGGAGGUAAUCUGCCACCCCAGGCCAACGACCAGAUGGGCAUACUUUUAAUCCCCAAUGCUCGUCGAGAGGACGCAGGCGACUAUGUAUGUACAGGUUCCGACAUGACUAGCAUGGAUACAGCUACUGCUGUCCUCAUUGUCAGCGCAUCCCAGAUUUCUCCUCAAGUCUCCAUUGAGCCAAGGUACCUGAACUUAGACCAGGGAGCUUUAGCUGAGUUCCGUUGUUUAGCCACAGGAACUCCUGUCCCCACAAUAGAAUGGCGAAGAGGAGGAACUGGCCGACUUAGCUCUUCAGCCACAAUUUCUGGUGGACUACUACGUAUUUCAAAUAUACAGCCUUCGGAUGAAGCUGAAUAUUUCUGUAAAGCCACCAACGUUGCUGGAUCCAGCGAGAUUAAAACCAUCCUCUAUGUGACUAGAAUACAGCGUCCUGAGAUCACAGUGAUCGUGCGACAGACAUCCCUUAUUGCUGUGGUAGGAACGACCGCCCAGCUGUACUGUUACGUAGAGGACAGUACAAGGAGGACAACUGUUGUUUGGUCCAGGAGUGGUGGACUCCCACAGGGAAGUUCACAGGAACGUGGCACUCUGACACUGACCAAUGUCCAGCCAUCACAUUCCGGCACGUAUGUGUGUACCGCCACAGCUCCUACAGGUAGCGGGACGGCCACCACUGAAGUAACCAUCUCAGAGGGAACCGAAUCCCCAACAGCCACUAUUGAGCCUUCCCGGCUGACAGUUGCCAUGGGAACAACAGGAACUAUUCGGUGUGCAAUAACGGGUAAACCACAGCCAACCAUCACGUGGAGCAAGAGUCGAGAGGAGCUCUCCAGUCGCCACCAGGCCAAUGGUGGAGUGUUACGUAUCGUUGAUGCUAGGAUGGAGGAUCGUGGAAUCUAUGUGUGUCGAGCUGAGAACUCCGCUGGUGUAGACCAGGGCUGGGCUAUUGUCGAGGUGGAACGUCGUAUGAUGCCAAAGAUUGACUUCUAUCCCAGUGAGACCCAGACAAUAUCUAUAGGUGGAAGUGCUUUGUUCCAAUGUAGAGUAAUGGAUGGAGACCCACCACCAACACUGACCUGGACAAGGGCCGGAGGUGAGGCGCUCACCACUGACACUACAGAGUUGAUGGACAACGGUGUAAUCAUGUUCAAGCAGGUGACCGGUUCUGAGGCAGGACAAUAUGUGUGUACAGCGACCAAUGAUAUGGGAUCUGUGUCUAGCACUGCUGUCCUCAUCAUUCAGGGUCCUCCAAGGAUUGUCAUCCAGCCCGAUAGAACAAUUUAUGCGUUGGUUGGUGAGAGAGUGACCGUAGAGUGUAUUGGUCAGGGUGAUCCAUUGCCCGCCGUUUACUGGCGUUACAACACUGCACCCCAGCGUGGCGACAUUCCACAGGAACCUGACUACGAAGCCUUAGCAACGACUGGGUCUGCUACCUUGACCUUGGAAAAUGUGGGAAUAUCUCAGACCGGAAACUAUGUUUGUGUGGCGAAGAAUGCUGGUGGAACCACACAGGAGACAGUCCAGAUCAUCAUCCGAGAAGGAAGACAACCAGAUGGAGAUAUACUUGAUAUUGAUGGACCAGAUCGUCUGUCAGUUGAGGAUGGUCAGAGAGUGGAGCUCCGAUGUAAUACCCGUGGCCUAGUAAACCCAGUUGUAAGGUGGAGGAGGCGCGAGGGUCCACUCCCACCAAACCACAGCCAGAGAGGUGGCACCCUUGUCAUACCCCGCUUCUCCUCAGAGUAUAGUGGAGAGUAUAUCUGUACAGCCACUGCACAAGAGAAGACUUACGAAACCUCUGUUUAUAUCAUUGUGACAGUUCGACCACGACUGACCAUCUCACCUGCCCGUGUUGAGGCGAUAGCUGGACAGAGGAUACAGUUGACCUGCAUUCCCCAGGGGUCAGGGCCUUUCCAGAUUGAAUGGUCUAAAAUGAGUGGACUUCUCAACCCUCGUGCUGUCCAGACCAGCGAAGGCACACUGGUCAUUAGCCAAGUGACUGCUGCUGAUGCUGGACGGUAUCGGUGUGCGGCUACCAGUUCUGCGGGAUCAUCCGAUGGCUAUGCAGAAGUAUCUAUACAAGUUCCCCCGACGGUGCUUGCGGAGGUAAGACAGACCAGCCCUGUGAUUGGCCAGUCCCUGUCGUUCGCCUGUAACGCCCAGGGUGUGCCGAGACCAACGAUACGCUGGGAGAAGGAAGGAGGAUCACUACCUAUCUCACAUCAGAUUGUAGAUGGAGUUCUGACGAUCUAUGAUAUCACAGCUGAAGAUGCGGGACGAUACAUUUGUACUGCCACAAACGCUGUAGGAACCGCACGAGAUUAUGUAGGAGUAAAUGUCCAAGGCAGAAAGACUGAUCCUAAUGUCACUGUGAAGAUUGACACACAGACACUCAACAUCGGAGAACGUGUAGAAAUGGAGUGUGUUGUUACAGGAACACCACGCCCCACAGUCAGGUGGACUAAGAUAGCUGGAGACUUGUCCGAUUCAGCAUUCAUUAAUGACAACAUCCUCGUCAUUCCCGAGGUGUCACUGACCGAUGCUGGCACCUAUCUGUGUGAAGCGCAGAACCUGUAUGGCAAGGUUGAACAGAGAGUGACUCUUUACAUCAGGGCCCGUCCUCGGAUCUCCGGCCAAGGAGACAGUAUGACUGCUGCCUUGGGUACCAGUGCUACACUGGCCUGUGAGGCAUCGGGUUACCCUGCCCCUGAGAUCCGCUGGUACAGGAAGAAUGGUGAUAUGCCUAGAGAGUAUGAUGUCGAGAACGGUGCAUUGAAGAUUGACCAGGUGAAACCAGAGGAUGCAGGAAUGUACGUGUGUAACGCCCAGAACGAGCUCGGCACCAACGAACAUUCCAUGGAACUCAGAGUAGGAGAUCUAGUGCCGAGAUUUGCACAAGACCCAGUGUCAUACAUCUCUUUUGCACCAUUGAAUGACGUAUACUUGGACUUUGACAUCCUCCUGUCACUGAGGCCAGAGACCACUGAUGGACUGGUCAUCUACAAUGGCCAAUACGACACAGGGACCACCGGGGACUUCGUCUCCUUUGGAAUGUCAGAAGGCUAUCCGGAGUUCCGCUUCGACAUGGGAUCCGGACCAGCCAUCAUCAAAGGUGCCCGCAAGCUUACGCUGGAUCAGGCUCACACCAUCAAACUGACAAGGAACAGGAGGCAGGGUACCAUGGUCGUAGAUGCAGAGCCAGCUUACGUUGGGACGUCCCAGGGUAACUUCCAGGGACUUGACCUCCGCGGCAACCUCUACUUAGGUGGUGUCCCAGACUUCAACUCCAUUCCAAAGGGAGUCGGUUUCCGUGAGGGUUUUGUUGGAAGUGUUAGUCAAGUUCAACUGAAGGGCAUCGAUCUGAACCUGGGUGCAGAUUACAUCAAGAUUGUAGGAGUAGAAGAGUACUCCAUGUGUAUGUCUGACCCCUGCCAGAGUGGAGGACUUUGUCGCCCUGCCAACAAUGACAUGGGCUUCACCUGUUUCUGUGUAGAAGGCUUCACUGGCCGAAGGUGUGAGGUCACUGGUGAAAAGUGCUAUCCAAAUGCUUGUGGACCUGAUGGUCAGUGUAGGAAUCUGGUGGACCGUCCUGGCUUUAAGUGUAUCUGUUCAUUUGGCAAGACUGGACCAGGAUGUUCAAGGGAUGUGACAAUUGCAACUCCAGAGUUUAACAGGACCUCCUUCAUCUCUUACCCUCCCAUUAAGGGGGCUCGCUACCAGAUGAAGAUUGACCUUGAGUUCAAACCUGGGACCCUGAACGAUGGAAUUAUCGUGUACAGCGGCCAUGAUGAACAGGGAUCAGGAGAUUACAUCAGCGUGGCAUUACGUAACGGAUACCUAGAAUACAAAUAUAACACUGGAUCAGGACCAGCCACCCUGAACAGUCGAAACCUUUUAACUGUUGGCGAGUGGACCAGAGUAUCUUUGUCCAAAAACAACCAGGAGGGCACUCUCAUUGUCAACAAUGAGGAACCAGUCAAAGUCUGGCCAUGGAGUUACUAUAGAGAUCAGUACCGCAACUACUACAACUACCACCUGCGUAGGCAAUAUCGCUUCCGAAGGGCAGCCACUUCACCUGGUAACACUGUUGGCCUUGACCUUCGCACCAAACUUUACCUUGGAGGCGUAGAACCGUCUGUAAUCAUCCCCUCUGGAGUCCAGGUCUCAUCUGGCUUCCAGGGCUGUAUAGCAGAGCUGACCGUUAACAUGGUGGCAAUCAACCUGAUCCGUGACGCUGUUCAAAGCAUGGACAUUCGUGACUGUACCGACCGCAACAUCUGUAACCGUCGUCCCUGUCUCAACGGGGGAGCUUGUGAAAGUCUCGCCAUCAAUGACUAUCGAUGUAACUGUCCAGAAAGCUUUACAGGCACCCACUGUGAAAUGAGGAUCAAUAUUUGUAAUACCCGGGCACCAUGUCAGAACAGUGGAAUCUGCAGCUUCACAGACGAUGGCUAUCGAUGUGACUGCCCUCUAGGAUUCAUGGGAGACAACUGUGAACUAGUGGUGACCUACUCCGGCCCUAUCCGCCUGGAGGGUGAAGGAUUUGUUGAGCUGAGCCGUGACCUAUUCCCCUACACUCAGAAUCAGGUAGAGAAAGUGGUUGAGUUGGCUAUUCGCACCAACCAAACCAACGGCUUGAUAUUCUGGCAAGGAGAGGCCGCUCCUGGUCAGUCUGUCUCUACCGGUGACUUUAUGAUGAUUGGACUUCGUGAUGGAUAUAUCUACUACAGCUAUGAGUUAGGAAGUGGAGCAGCCAACAUGAGGUCGUCUCUCCCGGUGAAUGAUGGACAGGUACACAGGAUCAAGGUCACAAGACUUGGAAAAACAGGCACAUUAGCUAUUGAUGGGGGACCAAAAGAAACCGGUUCGUCUUUGGGAUAUUUACAAAUGUUGAACGUAAAUGGGAACAUUUAUGUUGGUGGUGUACCUGAUCCAUCAUCAAUGACAGCCGGUAGAUACCAGGAUAACUUCAGAGGAUGUAUAUUAGAAAUCAAAUUGCAGGAGGGGAGAGCACUCUCAAUUCCAGAAGAUACUGUGGGCGGGCAUAAUGUGAUGUCUUGUAAUUGAAGAAAAUUAACUCAUUAAUUGGGACAUUAAAAGAUUGCAUAUGAUUUGGCAUUGAAUUGCAGUAAUAUGGUUUGAACACAAGCUGUCUCGUUACCAUAGAGACACAAAUAUUUAAUAUAUGCAAUUCCAAUCAUAUGUGCCAUGCUUUGAUUAAUUUUUACUGGGUAGAAAUUUCUACAUGAUGUUUGAAUGACCGGUUACAUUACUGUAGCAAGAUUUACAUGUUAGUAUUUUUAAAAUAAAACAUGAAAUUGUUGAUUGUAUAUUUAUGUAAAUAUAUACAGGUAGGGGGGUUAUUUUCAACUCCUCUCCAUAUACCCAUAUGAACAAGAGGUAUAUAUAUAGCAAUCUAUUUCUCACAUACGUAAUUAUAUACAUUAUCUGUAUAUAUAUAAAUAUAUAUCAAAGAUAAAUGUGAACUGGAAUCUAGAUAUGGUUGCAGUUUGUUGGGGAAGUUAUUUCUGCCAUUCACUUGUACCAACAAAACAUUAAUAAUAGUUUGUGUGGAGAGUGUAAUCAACUUUCAUUUUGAAACUAUGUAUGAUUUAGCACUGUUUAAGCUCUGCUUUAAUUUACACAUACAUAAACCGUAAAUCCAUUUACUAGUACAACUUAUAUAUAUAAAGCUUAAUGCUGCAACAAUGACUUAUAAAACCUUGUAUGUAUUUUAAAUUAAAUUCAUUUUUCCAUGAAAUAUUUUACGUUUUGAUAAACCGGUAGUCACCCUUAUAUAUAGACUGAUGCUUUUUACAUUCUUUUAUAUUAAUCAUGUGCGUAUAUAUAUAUGUAACAUUUUUAUCGCUAUGUUCUUAUGCUUAUUCAGGCUUAUUCAGGCUGACUAUAGUUCAUCACGUACAUUGCUGCAAAUUUUCAGAAAUGUUAGGUAUAUGAUGUGUUAGCUAUCUACGCUUAAAUUACACUGGAGUUACGAGACCUAGAUAGGUUACAGAAAAUUUAAGUCUAACUCUGGGUCGAAGGUCAUGUUAGUGUAUCUCAAUAGUGUGAAUCUCUCAUGAAGUGUGUGGAUGCAUGUGUGGAAAAUUAUUGUAAGUAAAUAAUCUAAAACGGAAACAAAGAUCCAACUGACAGUAUCCGAGGAUUACGUUACAAAAGUGUUUUCUUUUAUUGUAAAUCUCACAUGUUAGAUUUAGUACCUUUUUAACAAAGAUUGUGACAAGUUUUAAUUUGCCUGGCCUAGAUAUUGUACUAUAUAUUUGGCCAUUUUGAAUGUUGGUGGGUGGGGGGGAUUUUUUUACCGGCACUUAUGUCCUUCGAGCAUUUCAAGGCAAGUGAAAUGUGUUGCCUUAUCAACCUCUCUGCUUAGGAUUUCCAUGGUAUCCACUAUUUUAUAACAUCUACCAUUCCUAGAACUAAUAGAAGAAAAACCCUUUUGCUCUAUGUUUCAUUAUAACCUUUCUGUAGAUCUUUAAUUUGUUGUCCUAUAUUUUUAUAUCUUUUACUUGCAGCUGUGCAUUUCCCCCUUCUUAAAUCCAUAUUGGCUAAUCAAAUAGCUUUUUCCUCAGGCUCUAAUGUUGUUAGUUUAAGCAUUGUUAUAAUCCAGAUGGGAUUCCUUUAGUAUGAAGUAUAGUGAUUAAUCUCUCCAUAAGAUCUGGUGUUAUUUUCUUCUAACACUUCCUAUGUAGUAAAACUUUGAAUAUUGUAUUAUAUUUAUAUUAAACCUACUCUAUUAGAAUAUUAACAGAACAGCCUUUUUGGUAUUGGAAGUUUUUCUUGCAUAAAAGAUAGUCAUUGUGGACUACAUUUGAAGGAAAGUGAAAGAUCAACAACCAAAAAAGUUUUAGGUUUUAAAGUAUUUUUAUGAUAUUUUUAAUACCGGUAAAUGCCUUACUAUGUCUUCCAAGGUACAAACAGUUACAAAGUACUUUUUUAAUUGAUUGCAUUGUCCGUAGAUCAAAGUCUGUGUCACCUAAGUGCCAUUAAUAAGUACAUGUAUGAAUGGACAAGAUCUAUUGUUGCUUAUACUGUAUAAGUAUUGAUAAUUUUGGUCACUUUUAAUGUGAAGGUUUUAAUAGUCUUGAUCACUUUUAUGUUUGGAUAUUAAAAGUCUUGGUCAAUACAAUGUUUGUGUAUUGAUAUUCUUAGUUAAUACAAUGGUUGUGUAUUGAUAAUCUUGGUCACUAUAACGUUUAGUACCAGACAGGUAAGCAACUGUGAUGGUCAUAGGGUAACCUCAAUACCAAAUUCUUGAUUAAUUAAAACAACUAUUAGUGGGUAAAAUGUUUUGCUUCAGGUUAUUUAUGAUAACAAAGAAACUUAUAUAUUCAAUAUAGAAUAAAAUAUCCAAAAAUUGAUAACAAAGGGAAGAAAGAAGACAGUCCUUGUCCUUUGUACAUGUUGAGUAUACGGCCAGUCUAUGAAAUUGAGUACUAACUCGAUACCUCAGUAUUGCUCACCGCCAUAGUGACUACAGUCUGUCAUUUUACGUGGUACGUUAAGAUUGGGCUUUUCUUGGAAAAUCAGUUCCUCAGGAAUAUUUUUAUACAUUUUAUUAUCUAUCACAUCACACCAGCCUCUAUGUAAAAAGCCUGCGGUGAGAUAUGAUGGCAGAAUUGGUUAUACCGUAGGAUCCAAAUGAAUUUUGUUAAAAAUUGUUAAAAUAAUUGUACAUAGAAAAUUUUGGAAAGAAAUUAAGUUUUCAUUUUUACAUCACAUGCAUCACAACUGAUCUUCCAUGUAAAGCCUAAUCUCAUCAAUGUAUGUGGUGUCAACCAUCGGAUGGGAGUUAUCUCCCUUCCCAACAGGUCUUGUUCAGCCACUACAUCUAUGUGCUCCAUGUCACCUGUAUUUACUAUGUUAUUUCACUCAGAUGGUUAGCUUUUCUGGAAAUACUCAUUUAAUUUGUUUCUGUGUGGUGCUAGAUAGACUAUGCAAGAAUAACAGUUUCUGUCAUGUCUGGCAUUGUUGAUAAAUGGAGUAUAUGUAAAUCCUACAAGUCUAAAAAUAAAAUUUGAGUUUUGUA
This is a messenger RNA of Mizuhopecten yessoensis (Yesso scallop), 17207 nucleotides long. Its product is annotated as basement membrane-specific heparan sulfate proteoglycan core protein-like. Gene Ontology annotation, molecular function: cell-cell adhesion mediator activity; calcium ion binding. The transcript has 97 exons. Gene Ontology annotation, cellular component: plasma membrane; axon. The coding region runs from base 269 to 14227 and encodes 4652 amino acids. The record is from RefSeq and is a predicted model, not a curated record. Gene Ontology annotation, biological process: dendrite self-avoidance; homophilic cell-cell adhesion; axon guidance. NCBI's taxonomy places the organism in Eukaryota, Metazoa, Mollusca, Bivalvia, Pectinida, Pectinidae.